AUGUCCUACUCGAAUCACUCUAGUGCCUUGUCCUUCAUCCUGGUGGGCAUCCCUGGGCUGGAGGAUGCUCAGUUCUGGAUUGCCUUCCCAUUCUGCACCAUGUACUUCGUGGCGGUGCUGGGCAACAUCACACUCCUCCUAGUGAUUAAGGCGGACGAAAGGCUGCACCUGCCCAUGUUCUACUUCCUCUCCAUGCUGGCUGCCAUUGACCUCGUGCUCACCACUUCCACCAUGCCCAAGAUCCUCAGCAUCUUCUGGUUCCACUCCCAUGAGAUUCACUUUGAGAGCUGUGUGACCCAGAUGUUCUUCAUCCACAGCUUUUCCAUAAUGGAGUCAGGGGUCCUGCUCUCCAUGGCCUUUGACCGCUACUUGGCCAUCUGCAAGCCCCUGUGCUACUCUGCCAUCCUGACUGGCCCCACCAUCGCCAAGAUGGGUUUGGCUGCUGCAGUGCGUGGCAUCGCCAUUGUGGCCCCUGUGACGUGCGUGGUGACCAGCCUGUCCUUCUGUGGCUCUCGUGUCAUUCACCACUCCUACUGCGAGCACUUGUCAGUGGUGAAACUGGCUUGUGGGGACACCCGGCUCAACAACAUCUAUGGCAUCACCUUUGCUACUAUUGUGGUGGGCUCAGACUCCAUCCUCAUCACUGUCUCCUACAUGUUAGUCCUGAGGGAAGUCACAGGCCUGUCCUCCAGAGAAGCUUAUCUGAAGUCCUUUAGCACCUGUGGCUCCCACAUCACUGUCAUCCUGCUCUUCUACACGCCCGGGCUUUUCUCCAUCUACUCUCAGCUCUGGGGCCAGAGCAUCCCCACACACCUCCACAUCCUGAUGGCUGACCUCUACCUCCUGGUGCCUCCCAUGCUCAACCCCCUCAUCUAUGGGAUAAGGACAAAGCUGAUCCGGGAGCGGGUGCUGAGUCUGCUCCUGACCCCAGCCCGUGGCUAA
Apaloderma vittatum (bar-tailed trogon) is the source of this 942-nucleotide messenger RNA. RefSeq names its product olfactory receptor 52K2-like. Gene Ontology annotation, molecular function: olfactory receptor activity; G protein-coupled receptor activity. Gene Ontology annotation, cellular component: membrane. The record is from RefSeq and is a predicted model, not a curated record. The transcript has a single exon. Lineage: Eukaryota; Metazoa; Chordata; Aves; Trogoniformes; Trogonidae. Gene Ontology annotation, biological process: G protein-coupled receptor signaling pathway. Bases 1 to 942 code for a protein of 313 amino acids.